Anopheles bellator is the source of this 1958-nucleotide messenger RNA. RefSeq names its product protein nessun dorma (gene nesd). The record is from RefSeq and is a predicted model, not a curated record. The transcript has 2 exons. The coding region runs from base 1 to 1782 and encodes 593 amino acids. Gene Ontology annotation, biological process: male meiosis cytokinesis; spermatogenesis. NCBI's taxonomy places the organism in Eukaryota, Metazoa, Arthropoda, Insecta, Diptera, Culicidae.
AUGGAGGUGUACGAAUUUAAGAAAACUUUUCUCACUCGGAUGCUGGAGACGGAAAACGUGCUCAACGGUGGUGGUUGCGACAUACCUGCCUCAGCGAUCCGCUCGGAAUGGAUAAACUUUGUCGAAGUCGUGAUCGAAUCAACGGGCUGGCAAGCGCUCUGGCAAGCUUCCCGAGCGGUGUGCGAGAGAUUAUCGGUCAAAUUCCCGCUCGUUGUACUCGGGACCGUCGAUCAGGUGCUAUUCGAUGAGCUAAAGGCCAGCUUCAUUGUCGAAGCGAUUCAGGAUGACGACGUGCAUUUGCCGGAGAAGUUAGUUGUGAAUCUGGAAGAGCUGUACCCGCUGCGCGAACAAAACAACCCCGCACUCAAUGUGGACACGACGGCCGACUGCAUCGACAAGCUGCGGUUCUUCUACCAACAUUUGUGGAUGCCGUGGGACGGCGUUGCUGAGGAUGACAGCAACUGGCUCAAGAAAAACCUUGAGACGAGAAUUCGUUUCUGUCAUGAUCUGAAAAACAAAACCAUGUCCUGGAGACUGUCGUCGCACGCUAUCGCCCUGCUCGCCGAUGCCCGCUACAUCGAAAAGAAGCUAAAGCUGUGCGAAGAAGCGGAACUGGAAGCGGAUGAUGACGAGGAGGACGAUAAUGAAACGUCGCUACUGAAGAACGAACGGUCUUGUGAGUUGUUGAAGCUGAACCUGCGCCUAAACAACAUCCGGAAUGAGAUCGAGAUCCUACAGAACCCCGUCAUGCGGGCCGUCUAUGAGAAGGUGCGCUUUUCGUGCGGAACGGGACAAUCACCGAAAGCGUACGUCGUGACGCAGGUGGGAACGAUCGACCAACAACUGGCGUAUCUGGAGCAAACGAAGGCCAUGAUCGAUCCGAAGGUAGAGGUGAAGAUGUGCGAUUCACUGCAACACGCACUCGAUCAUUGCCCGCCAAACAGUGAUGUUUACUUGCCGCCCGGAUCGCAGCAGGACAUACGAUUUUUGCAAUAUCUUAACAGCGGUGGCUCCAUCCGGGGCGUAGGAACAGCAUCGUUUAUCAACGACAGCGAGCAGGCCUUGAAGACGAAUGCCGUGGUGGUAUCGAAGGACGGCGACAGCGUGCUGUUGACGAUCGACGGAGACUUUACGCUGGAGAACAUUCAUUUCGAUUGUCUCAAUGUCCGCACCGGAGUGAUGGUGAAGAAAGGAAACGUUGUAUUUCGCAACUGCAGUUUUGCGGGCGAUCCUCCUACUUCGAGCACCAAACAGGGAAUUCUUAUAUUCGGCAGCUGCAGCAUAACGUUGGAAAAUUGCAUCAUUAAGAAUUUCUCCACCGGAAUCUACAGUAACCACGAUUGCUCGAUUAGCUUGGUUAACUCUAUCAUUCAGAACUGCGGUACCGGCGUGGAGAUCCUUGAUCAAACCAAGGUUCUGUUUAAAUCUGCGACGGUUUGCGACAGCCGCCAGUAUGGCGUGCUGUUGGAGGAUUUCAACGAGGAUGAAGAAGCUGGGGAAACACUCAAAAGUAAAAUAUCACGAGUAUCUAAUUCGUCGCAGAUCUACGAAGACUACAACACCGUCGGCCGGGAGGAGUUUAGCUUCGAGGGUCACUGCGAAUUUCGCGGUAAUGCGAAGGGAAAUUUUGCCAUCCGCAAGGGCUGCAGCAGUCUUUUCAACAGUUCGUGCUUCAUCGAAGACGACGAGGAGUCGGGCGAUGAGUAUGGUGCGGAAGAUACGUUCCGACACGAGCUUACCGCUUGCCACAGCACAAACACGAUGGAACCGAUGGAAGAUUAGAAGAAGAGGGAACACUACGCAGCCGUGGCUGAUAUUUCAGACGUACGCAGCCUUUUCCCCCGUUGGACGGACGGCUGUCAUAUGAAAACAUAAACACAAAACCUGCGUCGCUCAGCAUUCCAAGUCCUUCUUCGCAGAAAGCUACACCAGAAGAAAAUAAGUUAAUAAAUAUAUGU